CCUUCAUCGAAAUUGUGGAACAAUUUGGCACUCCAGACGCCCCAAAAUUCGAUCUGAAGUUUUUGAUAUGGCCGACGCAUUUGAGAAAUUGGGAGACUUCAGAAAGCUUCAAGGUCCUGGCCGCGUGGAUCUUAGGGGUAUCCGCAUUUCCGAUCGCCACAACUACUUCAAGAACUUUGAUCCACUCCUUAAGGAAGCUGCUUUUAAGGUUAUCCAUGCAGAUGGCUACAAGAACUCCCGGCAAAAAGCUUCGAGCCUCCUAAGUGCCUUGAAGAUAAAAACCUCAAUCACUGCCUUGAAGUCGAAAUCAGUAGAACCCCUGAUGUGCAUCGAGCUGAACUGCGACUUCGACGUGGUUCUUAUGGCCCCGGAAUCCCAGAUUUACAACGAAGUUAUCAAGUACUUCACUGAUAUGUUGGUUUAAAGAACGUCCUUUGAUUGAGAAUCACUUCAUUUCAUGAAUGUUAGCUAAUACUGGUAUAACAAAUAUAA
Molecule: messenger RNA, 492 nt
Organism: Drosophila erecta
Lineage: Eukaryota; Metazoa; Arthropoda; Insecta; Diptera; Drosophilidae
Exons: 1
Coding region: 68-424 (118 amino acids)
Source: RefSeq, a predicted model, not a curated record